Messenger RNA from Fundulus heteroclitus (mummichog), 2239 nucleotides. RefSeq names its product zinc finger protein 513. Gene Ontology annotation, molecular function: RNA polymerase II cis-regulatory region sequence-specific DNA binding; DNA-binding transcription factor activity, RNA polymerase II-specific. The transcript has 6 exons. Lineage: Eukaryota; Metazoa; Chordata; Actinopteri; Cyprinodontiformes; Fundulidae. The coding region runs from base 350 to 1897 and encodes 515 amino acids. Gene Ontology annotation, biological process: regulation of DNA-templated transcription. The record is from RefSeq and is a predicted model, not a curated record.
CAUCUCCCACAAUCCCCUGCCGCCGAGUGGGGUCACGUGGCUCGCGGACGCCGGUGUCAGCAGUCUGACAGCAACAAACAAACGGCGGAUUUAAACUUUCAGCGUCACUUUUCUCCCUCGUUCUGCUCUCGGAUUGGACCGCAGUCUCGUUUAAGCACUUUUCCGCGGCUCCGCUCCGGGCGGUAGUCGCUCGCGAUGACUCCGCCGCUGUCCGUUGGAGGAAGAGGAAGAGGAAGGAGCCGCCGACGACGACGAUGAUGAUGAUGAGGCUGAGGGUGACAUGCAGUUAGCUGGCUGCCUGGCUGGCUGACGGACGGACCGGAGCCUGCGGCGGCCGAGGGGCUCCAGCAUGCCGCGGAGGAAGCAGUCCAACCCGCAGCCGCUGAAAGCGGAGGACGGAGCGGCGCCGAGCGAGCCGGGCCGCCCGGUUCUGGAGAGCGACUUCCUGCUGAACGGGGAUCUGGAGUUUGGAGACUCGGAGAUCAUGGGGCUGGACAGAGACGGAGGUGUGACGGUGUUCUCCCUGAGCGUGGAGGAGGACGCGGCCUCUUCGGCCUCCGCCUUCCCGGCGCUCCUCUCCUGCAGGAGCUGCGGUCAGCUGCUGGGGGACACGCCUCUGGGAGCCGGCCUGGGCCUCGGUGACUGCUCCUCACCUCCAGUUUUAGGCGCUACACCUUUGACACCUCCGUCUCCGUCUCACUGUCUGCGGUGUUUUCCAGGUGUGGGGCUGGACCUGGGGGCGGAGCUUUACUGCCUCACCUGUGAGGAGAACCGGCAGAGCUCCGCCUCCAACGGAGCCGGCAGGAAGAAGAAGAAAGCCGUGGCUAAGACCGCCGCCCCCUCCAAGCUGUUCUCCUGCUCGCUGUGCUCCUUCACCUCGCGCUACUCCAACCACCUGAAGCGCCACAUGAGGACGCACGACGGCCAGAAGCCGUUCUGCUGCCCCGUCUGCCCCUACGCCUCCGCCCAGCUCGUCAACCUGCAGCGCCACCUGCGCACCCACACCGGGGAGAAACCCUACCGCUGCCCGCAGUGCAGCUACGCCUGCAGUUCCCUGGGCAACCUGCGGAGGCACCAGCGCAUGCACGCCCAGGAGAGGCCGCCGAGGAGGGAGAAGGAGAAGAAGCGGGGGAGGAGGAGGAAGCAGGAAGGUGGGAGUGAUGGAGCAGAGCUGACGCUCGGCGUGUCCAGGGACUCCUCCUACCUGCGCACCCUGGGGGGCCUGGGCUCCCCCGCCGGGCCCCUCCCGGUCCUCCUCUUCCCCCUGUGCUGCCGGCUGUGCGGCCUCACCCUGGAGGAGGCCGACCUGGAGGGGCAGAAAGGCGAGGCGGAGGCCGACAGAGGCCAGGUGUGCCGUCGCUGCUCCCCGCCCCCCAAAGACGGGGGCGCCCCCCGCGGGUCCCGCCGCCGUCAGAGGGGCGCCAAGCGCUACCGCUGCCCCUACUGCCCCUUCCUGUCCCACUACCCCAACCACCUGAGCCGCCACUCCCACACCCACUGCCAGGAGAAGCCGCACCGCUGCCCCCACUGCCCCUACGCCUCCGCCCACCUGGACAACCUGAAGCGGCACACGCGCGUGCACACGGGCGAGAAGCCCUACCAGUGCCCGUCCUGCAGCUACGCCUGCGGCAACCUGGCCAACCUGCGGCGCCACGAGCGCAUCCACUCGGGGGCCAAGCCCUUCCACUGCGGCGUGUGCGGCUACUCCUGCAACCAGAGCAUGAACCUGAAGCGCCACAUGCUCAGGCACACGGGCGAGAAGCCGUACGCCUGCGCCCGGUGCGGCUACACCACGGGCCACUGGGACAACUACAAGCGCCACCAGAGGAAGCACGCCGCCGAGGAGACGGAGGGUCCUCAUCCGUCAGGAGAGACGCCACAGAAGACGGGCGACUGAAGCCGCCGUUCCCUCAGCAGAUUGUCUAAAUGUGGCAGACACAGAUUUCUGCCCCCCGUGGCGUCGGCGGAUAGAAACGGCCGGAGCUGCAGCUCACAGGGAAACACCGCAGUGCCUGUCCUGUUCCCCGUCUGCCUUUUUACGCAUUAAAACAUGAAACGACACUUUCUGAUUCCCUCUAAUGCUCUGAAUGUGUCUGCUGGCCUGCAGAUCAGAGGCUGACGUUGAGCUCAGGUGCCUUUAACAGACUGAACCGCUGCUGCAGCUGCUUUAAAACGCCAUUAAGGCGCUUUAUUAAGGCUCUUUAUGCUUUAUUAAGGCUCUUUAUGCUUUAUUAAAGCG